This is a messenger RNA of Panthera uncia (snow leopard), 2595 nucleotides long. It is a transcript of the gene ARRDC4, whose product is annotated as arrestin domain containing 4. Gene Ontology annotation, cellular component: plasma membrane; cytoplasm. Gene Ontology annotation, biological process: protein transport. Bases 303 to 1541 code for a protein of 412 amino acids. NCBI's taxonomy places the organism in Eukaryota, Metazoa, Chordata, Mammalia, Carnivora, Felidae. The transcript is spliced from 8 exons. The record is from RefSeq and is a predicted model, not a curated record. Gene Ontology annotation, molecular function: ubiquitin-like ligase-substrate adaptor activity.
CGGUGCGUGGGAGAGCCUAUGAUAUGACUCGGUAGCCAUUUACAACCAAUCCGCACCAGGCGGGGCUCACAGCCGGCCUAUGGGCGCGCGCCGGGGGUGGGCUGUCCCGGCCCCUUACCAGUCCCACCUGGGUUUGUUAAAGCGAUAGGCCCCACGGCGCGCUAGGGCUCCACCGGGCACCGCACAGCGGCUGCGGGGCCCUCGGCGUGCCGCGGGCGCCCGUGACAGCGGCGCCGCUCUGCUCGCCACGCCGGCUCCGGACAGCUGCCGACCUCCCCGGCGCGGCCGCAUCGCCCGGCGGGAUGGGCGGCGAGGCAGGGUCCGCGGCGGCCGUGGGCUCCGAGGGCCGCGUGAAGAGCCUGGGUCUGGUGUUCGAGGAUGAGCGCAAGGGCUGCUACUCGAGCGGCGAGACGGUGGCGGGACACGUGCUGCUGGAGGCGGCCGAGCCGGUGGCCCUGCGGGCGCUGCGCCUGGAGGCCCACGGCCGAGCCACCGCCGCCUGGGGCCCGAGCCCCGGCGCCGCCGCCCCCGCCGCCGCGUCGGAGGUGGAGUACCUGAACGUGCGCCUGAGCCUGCGCGAGCCCCCGGCCGGUGAAGGCAUCCUCUUAUUACAGCCUGGAAAACAUGAAUUUCCAUUUAGCUUUCAGCUUCCAUCUGAACCUUUAGUAACCUCAUUCAGCGGGAAAUACGGAAGUAUUCAGUACUGCGUGAGAGCAGUUUUGGAACGACCCAAGAUACCUGAUCAGAGUGUGAAGCGGGAACUUCAGGUUAUUAGUCACAUCGAUGUUAACACACCAGCAUUAUUAACCCCUGUAUUGAAAACUCAAGAGAAAAUGGUUGGCUGUUGGUUUUUCACUUCUGGUCCAGUCUCGCUGAGUGCCAAAAUUGAAAGGAAGGGAUACUGUAAUGGAGAAGCUAUUCCAAUCUAUGCAGAGAUAGAGAAUUGUUCCUCCCGCCUCAUCGUUCCCAAAGCUGCCAUUUUCCAAACGCAGACGUAUUUGGCCAGCGGGAAGACAAAGACCGUCCGGCACAUGGUCGCCAAUGUGCGAGGAAACCACAUCGCCUCUGGGGGCACUGACACAUGGCACGGGAAGACUCUAAAAAUUCCGCCUGUUACUCCGUCCAUCCUGGAUUGCUGCAUUAUCAGAGUAGACUAUUCCUUAGCUGUGUAUAUUCACAUUCCUGGUGCUAAAAAACUGAUGCUCGAGCUGCCCUUAGUGAUUGGCACAAUCCCAUAUAACGGUUUUGGGAGCAGAAACUCCAGCACCGCCAGCCGGUUCAGCAUGGACAUGAGCUGGCUGACGCUGACGCUGCCAGAGCAGCCGGAAGCGCCACCCAAUUAUGCAGACGUGGUGUCCGAGGAAGAAUUCUCUCGACACGUCCCUCCUUACCCUCAGCCCCCUGACUGUGAGGGAGAAGCAUGCUGCCCUAUGUUUGCCUGCGUACAGCAAUUCCGCUUCCAGCCUCCCCCUCUCUAUUCAGAGGUUGAUCCUCACCCUGCUGAUGUAGAAGAGACCCAGCCUGUGUCCUUCAUUCUCUGAAAAAAAUCCCAGAAAUCACUGUGUUCAUCAUCCGAUUAGAAUGUUGGUUCUUCCCCCCGCUGCCUUUAUGGAAAGAGGGAGAGAAGAUUAGGGGAAGGACAUACACGAACAUCAAGAUUGAAGGUGAUAGAAAUUGAAGGAUGCAUAACUUUCCAGUGGGCUGACAAGAAUGCAUUGCACAAAUGUAUGAUAGGGUCAUGUGUCCCCUUUAAAUGAUCCAAUGAAGAUGUGACAAGUCACAGAACGUAAUGGAAGUCCUGGUGGUGAGAGAGUAAGUGAAGGGUGUCUGCGCUUGACCCAAGAGAACAGAAUCCAUGUGCGUGGUGGAAACACUAGACGAACAUACCUUUAAACAGGUUUCUCCAGGUGGAACAGAAGUUACCCUAAGCUUUAAGGAAAUAUGGACUCGUUGGGAGCCUUGAUCUUGAAGAAGGUAGCAGCACAGAGGUGUGUAUAAAUAGGAAAAAGGUCCACUCUAAAUAUGAAGUGACCCUCAACACUUCGGGGUCUUCAUGAUUUCUCCCCAGGUCCCAUAGAACUGAAGUUCUUGAGAGAAUCUUUUUAUGAGGUCCUAAUGAAGGAAUAUAGUUUCAUAUUGUAAAUCGGCUGUACAGUAUUAUGAAACCAAGAAAGAGUUCCUUGCAAGGCAUGUCCGUUCAGAGGGGAAAGAUGAAUUUCAGUUUGAGAACACAUUUUGUGGAAGGCUGUACUUUUUACCCCCUUCAAGUACUCUGUUAGGGUAUGUGUUUGAUUUUUCCCAUGUCUUAUUUACCUAAGAUCAUAGUAGAAAAAGAAAGGGGGGAAAAAAAGGUUGCAUCCUCAGGAUACCUCGAUAACUACACAGAAAAAAACCAAAACAACAAAAGCCUCUCUUAACCUACCUCUAGUGGGGUUAUCAGAAUCCUUUUAAAACACCAGGCAUGAUAAGCCUUCCGUGGAGUUCCUGCUAAUUGGCAGCCCCAAUCUUAUCUCGCCGAUCGCUAAAUCCGCAGGUGGACCGAGGGAAAAAUCUAUAAGGUUAGCAUUAGAUGAAAGUUAAUAGAUGUAUACCAAA